AUGGAUAAAGGAAAAGGCAAAAGAAUUUGCUUGUACAGAGCUGUGGGAAUGAAUGUAAGGUUGAUUUUUGGAUUUUUUGAUAUUUUCUUGUGCGGAAAAAAGAAGCAAAAAAAAAACCUUAACAAGUCGACCGACAUAAAGCAUUUUGCUAUGAGAAUGAAGACGAUCCACAUUUUAUUAAUGUUAGGACAAAAAAUAAUGAAAAAAGAAAUCAAAUUUAUGAUAUGCACUUACACAUAUCUAAAUAUAUAUCAACGGUAUGACCUGGACCGUAAAAUGAAUGAGAAAUCACCUUUCACAUCAUCGCAGCACAUGUCGAAACUCACACGACAUGUUGAAACAUAA
Messenger RNA from Clunio marinus, 345 nucleotides. Lineage: Eukaryota; Metazoa; Arthropoda; Insecta; Diptera; Chironomidae. The record is from the annotation of a GenBank genome assembly.